GGUGAGCGAUCUCCUAAUUUCCUUUACCUAUUUUUGUAAGCGAAGCAUUUAUUGGUAGAAUGCGUCUUCUACUUCAUCAAACGUGCAGGUUGCGGUUAGAUGCCGUCCAUUUGACGAUCGAGAGAAAGCUCUGGGUGCCACGCGAGUCAUUAAAAUGAUAGAUUCGAAGACGACUGUCAUCCAUAAUCCAACUACUGGAGGGUCUGGAGCGAAGGAGCAUGCGUUCACGUACGAUCGGAGCUACUUUUGGGACACAAAAUCGAGUGAAGUGUAUAACGAACUUUGUCAACCGCUGCUUGAAAAAGCAAUGGAUGGCUAUAAUGCAACAGUCUUCGCUUACGGACAGACCGGAGCUGGAAAGACCUACAGCAUGACUGGUACGGAAGAGGACCCUGGUGUCAUACCACUGAUGCACCAGGACAUGUUCAGGAGAAUUGAAUCAUCACCAUCAAACAUGCAGUUUCUAGUGACUGUAUCAUAUCUAGAGAUUUAUCAGGAAGUCAUUUAUGACUUAUUGAAUCCGAGCGGUAAAGACAUGAAAGUUAGACAGCAUCCACAGCUUGGAAUUUAUGUUGAAGAUCUUGCCGAGCUUGUUGUUCGAAAUGAAGACGAAAUUGCACAGCUUCAGGAGCAAGGAAACAAAGUACGGAAGAUGGCCGCUACAGAAAUGAACCAUUCAAGCUCACGGUCUCAUGCCGUGUUUAUGAUUCAAAUCGAACAGAAGGACUCGGAGGCGGACAACGUGCAAGGUCUGCGAGCAAAGAUUAACUUGGUGGACUUGGCUGGGUCCGAGAGAGCGGACUCAACGGGAGCAGAAGGGAAACAAUUGAAAGAAGGAGCGGCAAUUAAUAAAAGCUUGAGUGCUCUCGGCAACGUUAUAAAUGCUCUUGCUGAUCCAAAGAAACGUACAACUCACGUACCAUAUCGAGACUCAAAGUUGACUCGAAUUCUUCAAGAAUCUCUUGGUGGCAAUUGUGUAACAGUUAUGUUAGCCAUGAUAUCACCAGCAGAUGUCAAUCAUGGUGAGACUCUUUCUACUUUACAGUAUGCUAACAGAGCCAAAAACAUUCAGAAUGUUUCACGAAAGAAUGAAGAUGAGAAUACUCGUAUUAUACGAGAGCUGAGAGAUGAGAUUGCAAGGUUAAGGCAAAGUUUGGCACACAGUGGUGGUGCUGGGCCAAGCCACGAGGAAAUACAGAGGAUGGAGGGAAUGAUCAGUGACUUACAAAUUGCUAAACGACAAACUUGGGACGAGAAAGAAAAACUGUCUGCUAUGUUUGAAGAUGAGCGAAGAAAGAAUCUUGCCAGCAAGGGAAUGCUGGAUUGGGUGAUGGACACUUUGAAAAAGGAGAACAAAGAGGUUCAUGAACGCCUGCAAGCUCUUGGUGAUGAGAAAGAUAAGCUUGCGGCACAGUACAAACUCAAGAAGAAAGAAGUAGAUGACGUCAAGGACGAUCUGCAAACAAAGAUCAAUGACUAUUCAAAAUACGACAAAUCGGAGGCUCAGACUGCAGAGGCAAAGCAGCUAGUUACACAAAUUCAUAAGGUCAAGGAAAGACUGAAGAAGGAGAACGAAGAAUUGAAAGAUCUCAAACAAAAGAUAAGAGAUGUGCAAGAAAAGAUUAGAUCACAGAAAGAAGAUGCUGAAGCGCAUGCCACAUUCUUGGCUGGCAAUCGAGAACUUAGGGAAAUGAUUGAAAAAGAUGAAAGGGAAAAGGUUGAACGAGAAAACAAAAUGUUUCUGUCUGAAGAACUGGACAAGAUGAAGCUUGAAAUUGAACAAGAGAAAGCCGAACUGAAAUUGCGGAUGGUGCAAGAGGGAGCCGAGAUCAACUCUGAACAGUUGGCAAAGGCAGAGAUGGAGCUAAUUGAGCUUCGAGCUGAGAAAUCUAUGAUGACUCUACAGAUUCAAACAUUGGAAAAGGAGAAGCAGCGUUACAGAGAUGUCCUGGAUGAAGCUUACAAGCGACAUAAGGAUGCCAUGGAAAUUCAACAACUGCAACACUUUCAGGCAUUUCGAAGUUAUCGUGAAGUGUUUGAAGAGCAGAAAUUGGUCUUGGAGCAGAGAUUCCGUAGUCUUCUGCAAGACGCCAUCCAAGACGCUGUCUUUCUUGCCACAACCAAUAGUGAGUUGCAACAACAGAAUGAGCAGCUUUGCGAAGAGGUUGCAGGGUUGAAAGACAAGCUAUCUGUGGCUACCGCUGCUGUUCUAUAGAAAUUAUAACAACAAUAUAGAAGCUAAGAACUAUUCAAAUUGUAUUGCCGUGUAUUAUAGAUAGAUCUGUAAGAACUUAUAUAUUCAGUUGGCUUGACGUACUGUAGUUUAAAUUAAUUAAAAUUUU
Corticium candelabrum is the source of this 2342-nucleotide messenger RNA. Its product is annotated as kinesin-like protein KIF3B. Gene Ontology annotation, cellular component: microtubule associated complex. Bases 155 to 2215 code for a protein of 686 amino acids. The transcript has 21 exons. Gene Ontology annotation, molecular function: microtubule motor activity; ATP binding; microtubule binding. The record is from RefSeq and is a predicted model, not a curated record. NCBI's taxonomy places the organism in Eukaryota, Metazoa, Porifera, Homoscleromorpha, Homosclerophorida, Plakinidae. Gene Ontology annotation, biological process: spindle elongation; microtubule-based movement; mitotic spindle organization.